Molecule: messenger RNA, 810 nt
Organism: Sceloporus undulatus (fence lizard)
Lineage: Eukaryota; Metazoa; Chordata; Lepidosauria; Squamata; Phrynosomatidae
Product: C-C motif chemokine 4-like
Exons: 3
Coding region: 304-585 (93 amino acids)
Biological process (GO): cellular response to interleukin-1; cellular response to type II interferon; positive regulation of GTPase activity
Cellular component (GO): extracellular region
Molecular function (GO): CCR chemokine receptor binding; chemokine activity
Source: RefSeq, a predicted model, not a curated record
UUCCCCAGAAGGAAAAGAGGACCCUUGCAGCCCAGAUGGCUCUGGAUGCAGAGGCAGCCUUGGUUGGACUGGGCCAGCUAUGGCUGCCUUGUGGAUGAUGGGUCUUGGGGUCUUUCCCAGGAGGGGGGUGGCCUGGGCUGUCCGAGGGAGUGACCUCCCCAGGCUCCCCCCUCCGCAUCAUCAGCGUCGUCAUCCAGGGGGAUUCCCAGCCCCAUAAAAGAGCCCCAGGAGAAGAAGGAGAAGGAGAAGGAGAAGAAGAAGCAGCAACCUCGGACUCUGCCACUCUGAGCCAGCACAGGGAUCAUGAACUCAUCCUCCUCCGCCGCCGCCCUCUUGGUGCUCCUUCUGGCCGCCUCAGUCCUCCUGGCCGCCGCUGCCCCGGUGGGCUCCGAUCCGCCGACCUCCUGCUGCUUCAGCUUCACGUCCAGGAAGAUCCCGCGGAGCCACGUGGCCGACUACUACGAGACCAACAGCAGGUGCUCCCAGCCGGCCAUCGUCUUCAUCACGCGGAAAAAGCGGGAGAUCUGCGCCAACCCUUCGGAGCGGUGGGUCCAGGAGUAUGUCAACGACCUGGAGCUGAACUGACCGAGAAGCCAUUCCUAGAGGGGCAAAAGGCCCAGGGCCCCGAUCCCCCCGUGCCAGUCUGGGACUCUGAUUCCGCCUCAGGGAUCUGCGGUGCUAAUUUAAUCUUAUUUAAGGCCUUUUGCUUGUGGCAAGAGUCCCAUUUCUGCCAAAUGCUUUAUUUAUGAGAUGCAAAACCAGACGUUUUAUACUUUUCUAUAUUUAUAAAUGCAACGUGGCGCAACCAUG